ACGGCAGCGGCCUGAGUAAUGUGCACCACCACUCCCUGCACCCCCGUCACGAACUGAACAUGGCCCAUAACGCGAGCGCCGCGGCCGCGGUCGCCGCCAGCACUAACAGCGCCAAGAGCGGCGGCUCCGAGGCGGAGGGUGGAAGCGCCGCCGCGCUGUCCUCCUCCUCCUCCUCCUCCGCCGCGGCGGCAGCGGCGUCCUCCUCUUCCUCCUCGUCGGGCCCGGGCUCGGCCAUGGAGACGGGGCUGCUCCCCAACCACAAACUGAAAACCGUUGGCGAAGCCCCCGCCGCAGCGCCCCACCAGCAGCAGCACCACCACCAUCACCACCACCAUGCCCACCACCUCCAACACCACCACCACCACCAUGCCCACCACCUCCACCACCUCCACCACCACGCACUACAGCAGCAGCUAAACCAGUUCCAGCAGCAGCAGCAGCAACCACAGCAGCAGCAGCAGCAGCACCAACAUCCCAUUUCCAACAACAACAGCCUCGGCGGCGCGGGCGGCGGCACGCCUCAGCCCGGUGCCGACAUGGAGCAGCCGCAACAUGGAGGCGCCAAGAACGGUGCCGCCGCGGGCAGCCAGGCCGAGCCCCCGGGCCAGCCGCUGCUGAGCAAGCCGGGCGACGAGGACGACGCGCCGCCCAAGAUGGGGGAACCGGCAGGCGGCCGGUUCGAGCAGCCGGGCCUGGGCGCGCAGCCGCCGCCGCCGCCGCCGCCGGUCGCCGUGCCCGGGGGCGGCGGAGGCGGCCCGGCGGCCGUCUCGGAGUUUAAUAAUUACUAUGGCAGCGCUGCCCCAGCUAGCGGCGGCCCCGGUGGCCGCGCUGGGCCUUGCUUUGAUCAACAUGGCGGACAACAAAGCCCCGGGAUGGGGCUGAUGCACUCCGCCUCAGCUGCCGCCGGAGCCCCCAACAGCAUGGACCCCCUGCAGAACUCCCACGAAGGGUACCCCAACAGCCAGUACAACCAUUAUCCGGGCUACAGCCGGCCCAGCGCGGGCGGCGGCGGCGGCGGCGGUGGAGGAGGAGGAGGAGGAGGAGGAGGCAGCGGAGGAGGAGGAGGAGGAGGAGGAGCAGGAGGAGCGGGAGCUGUGGCGGCGGCGGCCGCGGCGGCGGCGGCAGCAGCAGCAGCAGGAGGCGGCGGCGGCGGCUAUGGGGGCUCGUCCUCGGGGUACGGGGUGCUGAGCUCCCCCCGGCAGCAGGGCGGCGGCAUGAUGAUGGGCCCCGGGGGCGGCGGGGCCGCGAGCCUCAGCAAGGCGGCCGCCGGCGCGGCGGCGGCGGCAGCGGCGGCGGCGGCGACGGGGGGCUUCCAGCGCUUCGCCGGGCAGAACCAGCACCCGUCGGGGGCCACCCCGACCCUCAACCAGCUGCUCACCUCGCCCAGCCCCAUGAUGAGGAGCUACGGCGGCAGCUACCCGGACUACAGCAGCCCCAGCGCGCCGCCGCCGCCGCCGCCGCCGUCGCAGCCCCAGUCCCAGGCGGCGGCAGCGGCGGCGGGGGCGGCGGCGGGCGGCCAGCAGGCGGCCGCGGGCAUGGGCUUGGGCAAGGACAUGGGCGCCCAGUACGCCGCUGCCAGCCCGGCCUGGGCGGCCGCGCAACAAAGGAGCCACCCGGCGAUGAGCCCCGGCACCCCCGGCCCGACCAUGGGCAGAUCCCAGGGCAGCCCAAUGGAUCCCAUGGUGAUGAAGAGACCCCAGCUGUAUGGCAUGGGCAGUAACCCUCAUUCUCAGCCACAGCAGAGCAGCCCUUACCCUGGAGGUUCCUACGGCCCCCCAGGCCCGCAGCGGUAUCCCAUCGGCAUUCAAGGUCGGCCCCCGGGGGCCAUGGGAGGCAUGCAGUACCCUCAGCAGCAGAUGCCACCUCAGUACGGACAGCAGGGUGUGAGUGGUUACUGCCAGCAGGGCCAGCAGCCUUACUACAACCAGCAGCCGCAGCCUCCGCACCUUCCCCCGCAGGCGCCAUAUCUGCCCUCCCAGUCCCAGCAGAGGUACCAGCCACAGCAGGAUAUGUCUCAGGAAGGCUAUGGAACUAGGUCUCAACCUCCUCUGGCUUCUGGAAAACCUAACCAUGAAGACUUGAACUUAAUACAACAAGAAAGACCAUCAAGUUUACCAGUUGAAGUCUUGACCUCGGAGGAUACUGCCUUUGGACUCAAGGACCUGUCUGGCUCCAUUGAUGACCUCCCCACGGGAACGGAAGCAACUUUGAGCUCAGCAGUCAGUGCAUCUGGGUCCACGAGCAGCCAAGGAGAUCAGAGCAACCCAGCUCAGUCACCUUUCUCUCCACAUGCAUCUCCCCAUCUCUCCAGCAUCCCUGGGGGCCCAUCGCCUUCUCCUGUCGGCUCUCCUGUAGGAAGCAACCAGUCACGAUCUGGCCCAAUUUCUCCUGCCAGUAUUCCAGGAAGUCAGAUGCCCCCCCAGCCACCUGGGAGCCAGUCAGAAUCCAGUUCUCAUCCUGCCUUGAGCCAGUCACCAAUGCCACAGGAAAGAGGUUUUAUGGCAGGCACACAAAGAAACCCUCAGAUGUCUCAAUAUGGACCUCAGCAGACAGGACCAUCCAUGUCGCCUCAUCCUUCUCCUGGAGGCCAGAUGCACCCUGGAAUCAGUAGCUUUCAGCAGAGUAACUCAAGUGGAACUUACGGUCCACAGAUGAGCCAGUAUGGACCACAAGGUAACUACUCCAGACCCCCAACAUACAGUGGGGUACCCAGUGCAAGCUACAGCGGCCCAGGGCCCAGCAUGGGCGUCAAUGCCAACAGCCAGAUGCAUGGACAAGGGCCAAGCCAGCCAUGUGGCACCAUGCCCCUGGGACGAGUGCCAUCCACAGGCAUGCAGAACAGACCAUUUCCUGGAAACAUGAGCAGCAUGACCCCCAGUUCUCCUGGCAUGUCUCAGCAAGGGGGGCCAGGAAUGGGGCCACCAAUGCCAACCGUGAACCGUAAGGCACAGGAGGCAGCUGCCGCAGUGAUGCAGGCCGCUGCGAACUCGGCGCAAAGCAGGCCACCAUACAUUAGGUCGCCUGCUUAUCCCAGCCAGUCUGGGGCUGGCGGACGCCCCAUGUUUUCUUCCCAGCACCCCAACUAUGGCAACUCUCAGGCUCCCAUGAUGCACCAGCCUGACCAGUACGGGCAAGGCGGCUUUCCCGGCAUGAAUCAGAGUGGACUCAUGGCUUCCAGCUCGCCCUACAGCCAGCCCAUGAACAACAGCUCUGGGCUAAUGAACACCCAGGCGCCCCCCUACAGCAUGACGCCCAAUAUGGUGAACAGCUCAACAGCAUCUAUGGGUCUUGCAGAUAUGAUGUCUCCUAGUGAAUCCAAACUGCCCUUGCCUCUCAAAGCCGACGGUAAAGAAGAAGGCAGUGCACAGCCGGAGGGCAAGUCGAAGGAUAGCUACAGCUCUCAGGGUAUUUCUCAGCCCCCAACCCCCGGCAACCUGCCAGUCCCUUCCCCAAUGUCCCCCAGCUCUGCUAGCAUCUCCUCAUUUCAUGGAGAUGAAAGUGAUAGCAUUAGCAGCCCAGGCUGGCCAAAGACUCCAUCAAGCCCUAAGUCCAGCUCAUCCACCACCACUGGGGAAAAGAUCACAAAGGUGUAUGAGCUGGGGAAUGAGCCAGAGAGGAAGCUGUGGGUGGACCGCUACCUCACCUUCAUGGAGGAGAGGGGCUCCCCGGUCUCAAGUCUGCCUGCGGUGGGCAAGAAGCCCUUGGACCUGUUCCGACUCUAUGUCUGCGUCAAAGAGAUCGGAGGUUUGGCACAGGUUAAUAAAAACAAGAAGUGGCGUGAGCUGGCAACCAACCUAAAUGUUGGCACUUCGAGCAGUGCAGCAAGCUCCCUGAAAAAGCAGUAUAUUCAGUACCUGUUUGCCUUUGAGUGCAAGAUCGAGCGUGGGGAGGAGCCCCCGCCGGAAGUCUUCAGCACAGGCGACACCAAGAAGCAGCCCAAGCUCCAGCCGCCAUCUCCUGCUAACUCAGGAUCCUUGCAAGGUCCGCAGACCCCCCAGUCAACUGGCAGUAAUUCGAUGGCAGAGGUUCCAGGUGACCUGAAGCCGCCUACUCCAGCCUCCACCCCUCAUGGACAGAUGACCCCAAUGCAAGGUGGAAGGAGCAGCACUGUCAGUGUGCACGACCCAUUCUCAGACGCAAGUGAGUCAUCGUUCCCCAAACGCAACUCCAUGACUCCAAGCACCCCGUACCAGCAGGGCAUGAGCAUGCCAGACGUGAUGGGCAGGAUGCCCUAUGAGCCCAACAAGGACCCCUUUGGAGGGAUGAGGAAAGUGCCUGGAAGCAGCGAGCCUUUCAUGACGCAAGGACAGAUGCCCACCAGCAGCAUGCAGGAUAUGUACAACCAGAGUCCGUCUGGAGCCAUGUCUAGUCUGGGUAUGGGGCCGCGGCAGCAGUUUCCCUAUGGGGCCAGUUAUGACCGAAGGCAUGAACCUUAUGGGCAGCAGUACCCGGGCCAAGGCCCUCCCUCAGGACAGCCGUCAUAUGGAGGACACCAGCCGGGCCUGUACCCACAGCAGACGAACUACAAGCGCCAUAUGGAUGGCAUGUACGGGCCUCCAGCCAAACGCCACGAGGGAGACAUGUACAACAUGCAGUAUGGCAGCCAGCAGCAGGAGAUGUACAACCAGUACGGGAGCUCCUACUCCGGCCCGGACCGGAGGCCCUUGCAGGGACAGUAUGCAUACCCCUACAACCGAGAGAGGAUGCAGGGCCCAGGGCAGAUACAGCCGCACGCCAUCCCGCCCCAGAUGAUGGGCGGCCCGAUGCAGUCGUCCUCCAGCGAAGGGCCUCAGCAGAGCAUGUGGGCUACCCGCAACGAUAUGCCUUAUCCCUACCAGAACAGGCAAGGCCCGGGCGGCCCCACGCAGGCCCCGCCUUACCCCGGCAUGAACCGCACCGAUGACAUGAUGGUCCCUGAUCAGAGGAUAAACCACGAGAGCCAGUGGCCUUCCCACGUCAGCCAGCGUCAGCCUUACAUGUCCUCAUCAGCCUCCAUGCAGCCCAUCACGCGCCCGCCUCAGUCGUCCUACCAGACGCCACCCUCACUGCCAAACCACAUCUCCAGGGCGCCCAGCCCCGCCUCCUUCCAGCGCUCCCUGGAGAGCCGCAUGUCUCCCAGCAAGUCCCCCUUCCUCCCCUCCAUGAAGAUGCAGAAGGUCCUGCCCACCGUCCCCACGUCCCAGGUCACCGGGCCGCCCCCCCAGCCGCCCCCCAUCAGAAGGGAGAUCACUUUCCCUCCUGGCUCCGUGGAAGCCUCACAGCCAGUCCUGAAACAAAGGCGAAAGAUUACCUCAAAAGAUAUCGUUACUCCAGAGGCCUGGCGUGUGAUGAUGUCCCUUAAGUCAGGUCUUUUGGCUGAAAGUACUUGGGCUUUGGACACUAUUAAUAUUCUUCUAUAUGACGACAGCACUGUCGCUACUUUCAAUCUCUCCCAGUUGUCCGGAUUUCUUGAGCUUUUAGUAGAGUACUUCAGGAAAUGCCUGAUUGACAUUUUUGGAAUUCUUAUGGAAUAUGAAGUGGGAGACCCCAGCCAAAAAGCACUUGAUCACAAUGCGGCAAAGAGAGAUGACAGCCAGUCCUUGACUGAUGAUUCUGGGAGAGAGGAAGAAGAUGCUGAAUGUAUUGAGGACGAGGAGGACGAGGAGGACGAGGAGGAGGAAGACAGCGGGAGGGCGGAGACGGAGGACAGAAGCAGCACGGCUGUGGCCUCCCCUGACGCCACCGCAGACCCAAAGGAGAAGCCCAGGCAAGCCAGUAAAUUUGACAGGCUGCCAAUCAAGAUAGUCAAAAAGAACAACCUGUUUGUCGUCGACCGCUCUGACAAGCUGGGUCGCGUUCAGGAGUUCAGCAGUGGACUUCUGCAUUGGCAGCUCGGCGGGGGAGACACCACCGAGCACAUCCAGACUCACUUCGAGAGCAAGAUGGAGAUUCCCCCUCGAAGGCGGCCACCUCCCCCUUUGAGCUCCACAGGCAGAAAGAAAGACCAGGAAGGCAAGGGGGAUUCUGACGAGCACCAAGAGAAAAGCAUCAUCGCAACCAUUGAUGAUGUCCUAUCUGCUCGGCCAGGGGCUCUGCCCGAAGAUGCAAACCCUGGUACCCAGACAGAAAGCAGCAAGUUUCCCUUCGGAAUCCAUCAAGCCAAAAGUCACCGCAACAUCAGGCUGCUGGAGGACGAGCCAAGGAGCCGGGACGAGGCCCCGCUCUGCACCAUCGCACACUGGCAGGACUCGCUGGCCAAGCGCUGCAUCUGCGUGUCCAAUAUUGUCCGGAGCUUGUCUUUUGUGCCUGGGAAUGACGCGGAAAUGUCCAAACACCCAGGCCUGGUGCUGAUCCUGGGGAAGCUGAUUCUUCUUCACCACGAGCAUCCUGAGAGAAAACGAGCGCCGCAGACCUAUGAGAAGGAGGAAGAUGAGGACAAAGGGGUGGCCUGCAGCAAAGCUGAGUGGUGGUGGGACUGCCUCGAGGUCUUACGGGACAACACGCUGGUCACCUUGGCCAACAUUUCUGGGCAGCUAGACUUGUCCGCUUACACAGAAAGCAUCUGCUUGCCAAUUUUGGAUGGCUUGCUGCACUGGAUGGUGUGCCCAUCAGCAGAGGCACAAGACCCCUUUCCCACGGUGGGACCCAACUCUGUCCUGUCGCCUCAGAGACUCGUGCUGGAGACGCUCUGUAAACUCAGCAUCCAGGACAACAAUGUGGACCUGAUCUUGGCCACGCCUCCGUUUAGUCGUCAGGAGAAAUUCUAUGCCACGUUAGUUAGGUACGUUGGGGAUCGCAAAAACCCAGUCUGUCGAGAAAUGUCCAUGGCGCUUUUAUCGAACCUUGCCCAAGGGGACGCACUGGCUGCAAGGGCCAUAGCUGUGCAGAAGGGAAGCAUUGGAAACUUGAUAAGCUUCCUAGAGGAUGGGGUCACGAUGGCCCAGUAUCAGCAGAGCCAGCACAACCUCAUGCACAUGCAGCCCCCGCCCCUAGAGCCCCCCAGCGUGGACAUGAUGUGCAGGGCAGCCAAGGCCCUGCUGGCCAUGGCCAGAGUGGACGAGAACCGCUCCGAGUUCCUUCUGCACGAGGGCCGAUUGCUGGAUAUCUCAAUAUCAGCCGUUCUGAACUCUCUGGUGGCGUCUGUCAUCUGCGACGUACUGUUUCAGAUCGGGCAGUUAUGACAUCAGUGAGAAGGCAGCCUGUGUGAGUGAAGACUAUGGAGGCUCCCGUGUAAUACUGGCUGUGUUCUGUUCUUGUUUCUCCAGCGUAGGACGAAGGAAAGAAAAUCUUUGCUCCUCUGCCCCAUCCACUAUUUACCAAUUGGGAAUUAAAGAGAUAAUUAAUUCGAACAGUUAUAAAAUUAAUAUUUGCUGUCUGUGUGUACAAGUACAUCCUUUCGGGGCUUUUUUAUUUUGUUUUGUUUUGUUUUUUAACCAAAGUUGCUGUCUAGUGCAUUCAAAGGUCACUUUUUGUUUUUCAGAUUUUCUUUUUAAUGUUCUUUUCCAUGUCGUAUUGCAUUUUUGGGGAAGCAAAUUGACUUUAAAGAAAAAAGUUAACGGCAAAAGAUGCUAUAAGAUGGGAAAAAUUCACCACACUGAGACAAAAAGGCAAAAAUUUAUCAAUUUCCUAGCUGUGUUAUUCUUCAAAUAAUGAAAAAAUUGCAACUGUAUCCCAUCGUCCAAAGCUCUGUGCAAUAGAAAUUUCUAGGUAGGUAUAGGGGCUCACGAAGAUGUUGUCAGUCAGCGGUUUAAAUAGGAAAUGAUACUGGUUUCUCCACAGGAAAAUGGUUACAUUAGGCUAGGAGCAAAAUGUGUUUUUUAAGUUAAGAUUGAAAACCUACCUGACAACGAUCAGUGGAAACUGCUUCCUCACCACUACCGCCAUGUCUGCUGUCUGUCGUUUGACCUUCCACAUGACAGUUCUUCACAAUUCCUUUAAUCAUUUUUUAAAUAUUUUUUUUACUGCCUUUGGGCUGUGAUGUAUAUAGAAGUUGUACAUUAAACAUACCCUCAUUUUUUUUUCUUUUUUUUUUUUAGUAAAAAGUUUUUAGUUUCUUUUUCAUGAUGUGGUAACUACGAAGUGAUGGUAGAUUUAAAUAAUUUUUUAUUUUUAUUUUAUAUAUUUUUUCAUUAGGGCCAUAUCUCCAAAAAAAAAAAAAAAAACAAAAAAUACAAAAAACAAAAACAAGAAAAAAAAAACAAAAAAAGAGGGUAAUGUACAAGUUUCUGUAUGUAUAAAGUCAUGCUCUAUUUCGGGAGAGCAGCUGAUCACAAUUUGCUUCAUGAAUCAAGGUGUGGAAAUGGUUGCAUAUGGAUUGAUUUACACAAUGGUUACUAGUACAGACAAAAAAAAUACAACUAAAAGGAAGAAACACAACUUCAAAAAUUUUUCAGUGACGAGAAUCCACAUUUGUAUUUCAAGAUAAUGUAGUUUAAAAAAAAAAAACUUGAUGUAAAUUCCUCCUUUUCCUCUGGCUUAAUGAAUAUCAUUUAUUCAGUAUAAAAUCUUUAUAUGUUCCACAUGUUAAGAAUAAAUGUACAUUAAAUCUUGUUAAGCACUGUGAUGGGUGUUCUUGAAUACUGUUCUAGUUUCCUUAAAAUGGUUUCAUAGUAACCAAGUAACAAGAAAAAGGGGGGAAACAACCCUGUACUAACAUAGCCCCUCGUUAUGAAACCCUGAGGUCGGGAGGGACCUUUAAGGGUUACCUACUUUAGAGUGGGGAGCAAGAGUUUGAUUUUCUCAAAGGAUUUCAAUAACUGGCCUUUGUUUGAAGCAGUCAACUCUGACAAUAUGGCGGUCUGAGAAUUUUCCGUGUCUGGGGGCGGUGGCUGCCAGCCCAUGAGGUGGGAUCACUGGCCUGACAGUGUAACACCCUGCCUUUUUCUAACCCCAUCCUAAUUUCAAUCAGAGUUCAAUCUAUUCUGUGUUUUUCCUGUGUGCCUCAAAGUUAUUUUGCAUUUAGUUUACUUCACCUUGUAUAAUAUUUAUAUUGUGCAAUGUUAAAAAGAAUAUGUUAUAUUGUAUGUGGUGUACAUAGUGCAAAGUGAUUAUUUCUAUUUCAGGGCAUAUUAAUAUUCUCAUAUUCCUUCCUAUCCUGGUGCACAGUAGCUUUUGAUUACUAGUCACUUCUAGUUUAAAGUUAACUUCUUCCUGGGUCAUUGACUGUUCUUGUGUAACAAUCGAUUUCUUUGAAACUGCUGCAGAGGUAAACCAUUAGCGGACACCCUUCUGACUCUACCUCUUCACACCACCCUGCCAAUCUCAGCAGACUCAAAACUUCCAAGUUUAUUCGCCAGACCUGUUGUCUGGGUGCACAUUACUCACAGUAAUACAUGGAAGAGUUAGAUGAGAGCGCUUGGUUACAAUGAGAGGGUGGAAUGGGACUCUCGUGUCAUAAGAAAAGGUUUUUUUCCUGCAAGCAUUCCCAUCAUCUGUCAACUCCCACAUUAGUCAGUCUUCUUAUAUAAUAAUGCAGCCAAAUUUAUGUUGAAUUUAAAACCCAUUUAUAAUUCUACUUUAAAUUUAUCUGCUUGCUAAGAACAGAUUCUAGUGCUCCAAGCUUCAAAUUUGUAAGAGGGAAUUCAAUAUUAUUCUGAUUCCUCUCUUACAGAGUAUGAAUAAAAAGUGUAUACAAACUUUGAAGUUUGUCAAUCAAGAGUGAAAUAUUACAAGAGACUGUUGUUGUCAUGGUUUGAGUUGUAAUCAAUAUCUAGAGUCUGACCACUGAGCAACAAGAUUUUACAUACCGAUACGUGAUGUAAUCUCUAGUAUAAUCCAGGAAGAUUUUAGCAUCCUUUCUACAUUCUCACCCCAGAAUGAAGACUGCAGAAGCCCAUGAAGAACUUACAGCCUGCCUGACAUCAUCUUGCCUACAAACUGAGUUAUUGCUUUGUCCUAAAAAUUAGUUGGUUUUUUUUUCCUAUGAGGCUUUUCAGAAAUUUACAGGAUGCCCAUACUUUAAAUGUGUACAAAAAAAAAAAAAAAAGAUUAAAAUAAAGGUGCAAAGAAAGUUUAGUAUUUUG
Capra hircus (goat) is the source of this 10001-nucleotide messenger RNA. It is a transcript of the gene ARID1B, whose product is annotated as AT-rich interaction domain 1B. Gene Ontology annotation, molecular function: nucleosome binding; DNA binding. Lineage: Eukaryota; Metazoa; Chordata; Mammalia; Artiodactyla; Bovidae. The coding region runs from base 60 to 7160 and encodes 2366 amino acids. Gene Ontology annotation, biological process: chromatin remodeling; regulation of transcription by RNA polymerase II; positive regulation of DNA-templated transcription. Gene Ontology annotation, cellular component: SWI/SNF complex; brahma complex; nucleoplasm. The transcript is spliced from 22 exons. The record is from RefSeq and is a predicted model, not a curated record.